AUGAUGAAGAUGAGUCUGGACCCGGUGCAGGUGAUGAGCGGACAGGUCAAGGAGCUCAGAGUGGCCCCCUCGUCCAACGGGGACAGCAGAGGAUCAUGGGAGGAGAAGGAAGUGUUUGAUCAGGAUAACUUGGGCCUCAGCACCAAGCCAAAACCAGUGACAGGGAGACGAACCCGGAAGGUGGAGGGAGGCGUGUUCUUCCCGAAGCCAGAGAACGCGGUGACUAUUGCUGUCUCCUCUCGUGUCAUGUUUCGGACUGAGCGUGAGCAGAAGGUGUUUGAGCAGAAAGGAGUGGAGGAGUAUCUGAGAUACCAGAUCGAGCACGAGAACGAGCCCUUCGCCCCUGGGCCUGCCUUCCCAUUUGUCAAAGCUCUGAUGACAGUCAACGCUCGUCUGCGGGAGCUGUACCCAGAAAGUGAAGAACUGUUCGACAUUGUGUUGGUGACAUACAACCACGCACACGUAGGAAUUCGACUCAUCAACACAAUCAACCAUCACAACUUGUUCAUCGAGAGGUUUUGUAUGACGGGGGGAAGCAGUCCUAUCGGCUACCUGAAGGCCUGGCAGACCAACCUCUACCUGUCAGCUGACGCCGACAAGGUCCGGGAGGCACUGGCUGAAGGCAUCGCGGCAGCCACCAUGUUCAUGCCAGGGAAGCUGACGGAGGUAUCGGAGUCCCAGCUGAGGGUGGCGUUUGACGGGGACGCCGUCCUCUUCUCUGAUGAGUCAGAGCGCAUCUUCAAGGCCCACGGGCUGGACAAGUUCUUCGAGCACGAGAGGGAGAAUGAGGACACUCUGUUGGAGCAUGGUCCCCUGAAGGGCUUUCUGGAGGCACUGGGGAAGCUCCAAAAAAAGUUUUACGCCAAAGGCCAACGCUUGUCCUGCCCCAUCCGGACCUUCCUGGUGACGGCUCGCAGCGCGGCCAGCUCUGGGAUCCGGGCGCUGAAGACGCUCCGGGCGUGGGGCUUGGAGAUCGACGAGGCUCUGUUUCUGGCGGGAGCGCCGAAGGGCCCAAUGCUGGAGAAGAUCAGGCCUCACAUCUACUUCGACGAUCAGAUGUUUCACGUGGAGGGAGCGGCAGAGAUGGGCACCGUCGCUGCCCACGUGCCCUACGGCAUUGCACAGAAACACAACGCCAGACAGAAACCCGGAGUUGGGAAGUAA
Molecule: messenger RNA, 1164 nt
Organism: Limanda limanda (common dab)
Lineage: Eukaryota; Metazoa; Chordata; Actinopteri; Pleuronectiformes; Pleuronectidae
Gene: nt5c1aa
Product: 5'-nucleotidase, cytosolic IAa
Exons: 7
Coding region: 1-1164 (387 amino acids)
Biological process (GO): nucleotide metabolic process; adenosine metabolic process
Cellular component (GO): cytosol; cytoplasm
Molecular function (GO): 5'-nucleotidase activity; magnesium ion binding; nucleotide binding
Source: RefSeq, a predicted model, not a curated record